Clunio marinus is the source of this 240-nucleotide messenger RNA. The record is from the annotation of a GenBank genome assembly. Lineage: Eukaryota; Metazoa; Arthropoda; Insecta; Diptera; Chironomidae.
AUGAAUGAUUGGAUGCUUUUCAUUGCUUCGAGGAAAACUGAUGAAGCUGGUGGAAGUGAAGCACAAUGUGAGAUCAUGUUCAAUGUAUUGAACAAUUCAGAGUUUAAAUCAGAUAAUCUUACAUUUGGGAAUAUGAAUAUUGUGCUUCGAUUAGAAAAGGUCAAUCAGUCUCAAGUUUUGGAUCUUUUCCAAAAACAAAUAAAGGAAUUAAAGACUUAUGAUUUUUGUUUUUUGUUUUGA